AUGGGGCUACAGCGCCAGGUUUUCAUCAUAAUUGGGGUGCUUUUUCACUUCUACUAUCUCUGGCUGAUAUUUGACAUCUACUUCGUGUCUCCCUUAGUACAUGGGAUGGCACAGCACAAGUCUACUCUGGACCCACCUGCGAAACGGCUUUUCCUAAUUGUGGGCGACGGAUUGCGGGCAGACAAGACAUUCAAAAGGCUCGAACACCCCACCUCAGGUAGGCAGGAGUAUUUGGCGCCUUACCUUAGAAACCUAGUUGAAACCGAGGCCACAUGGGGUAUUUCGAACACAAGAAUGCCUACGGAAUCAAGGCCUGGGCACGUGGCCAUGAUUGCUGGCUUCUACGAAGACGUGAGUGCUGUGACAAAAGGAUGGAAAGAAAAUCCGGUAGACUUUGACUCCUUUUUUAACCAGUCGACCCACACAUACUCAUUUGGCCUGCCAGAUAUCUUGCCUAUGUUUGCCUACGGCGAAAAUGUGGUGCCUGGCAGAAUCGACGUGUGUAUGUACGGACAUGAAUUUGAAGAUUUCACACAGAGCUCUAUCGAGUUGGAUUCUUUUGUGUUCAAGCAUUUCGACGAGCUUAUGGAGAGUUCUAAAACCAACAGAACGCUACGCGACGAGUUGCACCAAAAAGGCAAUGUGUUUUUUCUCCACUUACUUGGUCCUGAUACUGCAGGCCAUGCGUACCGGCCAUACUCCGCAGAAUACUACGACAAUAUCAAAUACAUAGACGCAAAGCUAUCCAAACUCGUCCCGGCAAUCCACGAGUUUUUUGGCGAUGAAGAGUCUGCGUUUGUAUUCACAGCUGACCAUGGAAUGUCAGAUUUCGGGUCGCAUGGAGACGGACAUCCAGAUAAUACUCGUACGCCUCUUAUAGCUUGGGGCGCAGGAGUCAACAAGCCUGUGUUGGCAUCCGAGAACCGCAAGUUGGAACAGGCUCCCUUAGCCAGUGGGUACGAAGAAGACUAUUUUGACACAUGGGGUUUCGACCACUUGGAGCGCCACGAUGUGCGACAGGCCGACAUAGCGUCUUUGAUGGCGUACUUGAUCGGCGCUAAUUACCCCGCAAACUCUGUGGGCGAGUUGCCCUUGGCGUACAUUCAAGGCUCUUCUUUAAACAAGAUUAAGGCGCUCUACGAGAACGCAUUAGCCGUGGUUGAACAGUAUGUUGUCAAGGAAAGCGAGGUUUAUGACCACCAGUUCCGCUACAAACCAUUUGACCCUUUCACGGAAAAGCCAAUCGCCGUGUAUAAGCAAGAAAUCGAGGCGCUCAUCACAUCGAUCGAAGACGGGGCACCAAACGCCCCUGAGCUUAUUAAUGAGGCUGUUGCGAUGACAGAGCUGUUGAUGAAAUGUGCUUUAGAUGGGCUAGGCUAUCUUCAAACAUACAACUGGCUCCUCUUGCGGUCAAUUGUCACGCUUGGAUUUUUCGGCUGGAUCACUUAUUCAUUCACUGUUUUCUUGAAAUUGUUUAUCUUGAACGAGUAUGAACAGCCAUCACACUCAAAGACUCUUCUUCCCGCGUUUGGUGCAAUUGCAAUUGGAAUUAACUACUUGCUAUUUUACCAAAACUCGCCGCUCAACUACUAUAUGUAUGCUGCUUUUCCGCUCUUUUUUUGGUACACAAUUCUUAACGAACGAGCAUUGUUUACUGAGGGCUUGGGUCAACUUUUCUUUGGAGUCUCAAAUACCACUAAGGCGUUCACGCUUGUUUGUUUUCUCGGCAUGUAUGAAAGCAUUGUCUAUGGUUUCUUUGAUAGGAACAUGUUCUCAAUUCUUUUCUUUCUUGUGGGAUUGUAUCCUUUCUUUGUCGCCAAGCCAUUGUAUCUUCACACAAAGUUACUUUGGUUCACAAGCUGUAUAAGCAUGUGCACCUUCACGAACUUAGAUGCUGUAAAAACAGAGAGCUUGAUGCAAAUCAACUUUAGUGCAGCCGCAUCUUUCAUGGUGGGUGUCUUAGCAGCUCAGAAAGUCUUCAGAAGAAACAUUCCACCUAUCUCGAAGUACAUAGUGGGCGCGCAGUUGGUUACUAUACUUGUGAUGACAUGGGCAACUAACAUCUCUGUGUUGUCAUUGCAGGCCAGAAACGGACUUCCUUUUAUGUCUCAGAUCUUGGGAUGGGUGACUUUUGUAACGUCAUUGGUAGUUUUGCCCGGUUUACACACUGUCUGGUCUUCGGCAGAUUACCAAUUGAGGUUGUUGAUUGUGUACCUCACGUUCAUUCCCACUUUCGUCAUAUUGACCAUAUCAUUCGAGCUUUUUUUCUAUGUUGGAUACUCGUUGGUAUUGUUGCAGUGGCUUAACAUAGAAUCACAGCUCAAAUGCAGCAGUGAGAGUAUUACAAACAUUAAAGACAGGAAAAACCAAUUGCCAGAAGGGUAUUGGCUUCAGAUUAUCAGAAUUUCAAUCAUCGGAUUUUUUUUCCUUCAGUUUGCCUUCUUUGGCACUGGAAAUGUGGCAUCAAUCUCUUCCUUUUCCUUGGAUUCUGUCUACAGAUUGAUACCUAUAUUCGACCCGUUCCCAAUGGGAGCAUUACUUAUGCUCAAAUUGAUCAUUCCGUAUGUUUUGCUAUCGACAUGCUUCGGAAUAUUGAAUUUCCAGCUACAAAUUCGGAAGUUCACCAUUUCAACUUUGAUAAUAUCCACUUCAGACUUCUUGUCUUUAAAUUUCUUCUAUUUAGUUAAGACUGAGGGGUCUUGGCUCGACAUCGGUGUCACAAUAUCCAAUUAUGUUUUGGCGAUAAUUUCUUCUUUAUUCAUGCUAAUUCUUGAACUUGUGAGCACGGUUAUCUUGAGAGGGGUUAGGUUCGACGAUGGCGAAACCAAGGCUGAACUCCAGAUCCAAAGGAUAGUAAAUGACGAUGCUCCAGUCAGUUCAAGAAUGAGAAGCAAGAGAAAAACUGAUUGA
Messenger RNA from Metschnikowia bicuspidata var. bicuspidata NRRL YB-4993, 2910 nucleotides. It is a transcript of the gene MCD4, whose product is annotated as mannose-ethanolamine phosphotransferase. The coding region runs from base 1 to 2910 and encodes 969 amino acids. The record is from RefSeq and is a predicted model, not a curated record. Gene Ontology annotation, molecular function: mannose-ethanolamine phosphotransferase activity. Gene Ontology annotation, cellular component: endoplasmic reticulum membrane. The transcript has a single exon. Lineage: Eukaryota; Fungi; Ascomycota; Pichiomycetes; Serinales; Metschnikowiaceae. Gene Ontology annotation, biological process: GPI anchor biosynthetic process.